Messenger RNA from Owenia fusiformis, 5073 nucleotides. Lineage: Eukaryota; Metazoa; Annelida; Polychaeta; Sabellida; Oweniidae. The record is from the annotation of a GenBank genome assembly.
UUUAUGACCAAUCAUCGAAAGUUGUUUUACUUUUCGGUUCUUGUUAGUCGUCUGCUCACGUAAAUAAAGUAUGUUUCGACCUAGAGCGAGUUUUGUUCGUUAGCUGAAGUAUUUUUGAGACAGCAUGGAUAUCUUCAUUACGCAUUAAAUGGAUCUAGGCUAGAGGAUGGAAGUGAAGGCCGACACCAAAGUUGUGUCAUCUGUGUUAGGCUCAAAGGCAUCAGUAUUAGCCCCUGUAACCCAGGAUACAAAGCUCAUCAAGUCAAGCUAUAUGAACUUGCUGAACAGUAUUGCCAAUGACCUUGACUUUUUACUGAAUGACCUUUGUAAAACAUUCCCACAAUCACAGAAUGGGCCAGGUGAAAAGUCUAACCCAAGUGAGGGGGCGCUACUGGACCAGUAUUUUGGGGAAGAUGAUGAUGCGGAUGAUGAGUCUGAACCUGAAACGCCCACUCAGAGUCUUUCGGGGGUCGGUGGAUCUGAUAUCCUUACCCCAAACCCAAGGAUCAAUGUGCCUGAGGGGGGUAUCACUAACAUUGAAAGGCUAGUCCGUACCCACCCUAUUUGGUACCUGCCCAUGUGCAGUAGAGCUGGAGCUGUUAAUCUGCUGCAAAAUAAACCAGUAGGGACGUUUCUUGUUCGACAGUCCAGUAAGCUAGACACGAUGGCACUGUCACUACGGCAACCACCGGAAACUGGUCAGAUUGUGGAGCAUUACCUCAUAGAGCACACACCAGAGGGCCUCAGAAUAGAGGGAUCUUUCCACCUAUUCCAAGCAAUACCUUUGCUCAUUGAUCACUAUUGCCAGAAUUUGGAUGAGCUCCCCUGCAAGCUUGUACUGCCCCCAAGUAUAGCAAAUGCUUGCGGAUACAGUGAACUGUCAUCUCUGGCUCUUUUGGGGCAAGAAUUUUGGAAUUCCCCUCUAAGUCCUGGAAAUCCUGUCGCUGAAAAACAUCAUAGCAAACAGCAAACAGUGCCAUCUAUCAACAUCCAAAGCAAACAAAAUACUCAAAAUGUGUCAAGUCCAAUAUUGACUACCUUCUCGUUGGCAGAGAAUGAUACGAAUAAAUUACAAAGUGCAAUUUCAAGUAACAUACAACAAAGAAGUACAGGUGAAACUUUUAAUGAAGGCAAUAAUCUGAAAUCUCUCAUUGGUAAUGUGGAUAGUAAAUCUAAUGUAGCCAGCACAUCACUAGAAGCUAAUACAACAUUUGUGAGUACAACAUCUAUUGCCUCUGCAACUAUUGACUUAAUGCAGCAACUUACUGAAAUGACUACUGCAACCACUGAUUUAAUGCAACAAGCAUCGCCACUCCCUUCAGAUAAAUCAGGUCAACCACAGAGUACAUACUUUAGCAGCAACCUGUCUGACAAGCUAACUGAUUAUGAAGAUAUAUGGCGGCAGAAUACGCCUCUUACCACACAACCAGUUACCACGACAAUACAACACAUAGCAACAGUAACCAUAGACAGCAAGCCCGCCAGAUUCUCUGGAUUUUCAAAUCCGAAUUUUGAGCCAACAAGAAAACCACCCAUUUUCCCUCAAAGGCCGCAAAGUAUGCAGCCGCCAAAUGUUUUCACAUUUAACUUUGGUGAUCAAGUCCAGGGAACCAAUAACCCUCAAAUGACACGAGUCAAACAGGAUUUAUUAGUUAGUGUGCAACCCAGGGCAAGAAAAAAUUCAAGCCCUGCAUAUGCUGAGCCCUAUGACUCCCUAAUUGGGAAAAUUGAAGGUGUUCAUAAUUCACCAAGUCAAGCUGUCCGUGUGAGUGGUGUUCCAGGGAUUAAGAAGAGUCCAUCUGAUUCAUCAUUUAAGCCUACUGGCAACCAACUGCCCCCAUCCCAAGGUCCUUCUCGUAGAGUUUCUGCCCCAGUCAGGCCUCAGAAGCCUACUGCUUUGCACCAAGGUAGGCACACCAUGCAGCCAGGAAUGUGGGGAAACCAAUGGCAACCUUCCCAAGGCUAUCAAAGACAACCAGCUAACCAACGGGUGUCGAUACAAGAAAACCAAAUGCAGCAAUUACAGGGUAACUAUCAGCAAAACACCCAACACCCUCAACCAUCUUGGCAACCAAAUACAAACAGACAGUCCACGGGUUUGAUAACCCAGGUACCAGUAUCGCGUACAUAUAGCCUAAACCAACCUCCUGUGGUCUCUCAGGCUCCAUCUGAUGCAUCCAAAUAUAACACCUUCCCACAGAAAGCUAAACAUCAGAUUCCCACUGCCAUAGAUGAACUUAUUGACCUCACCCCUGGGGGUACAGGGCGAGCCUAUCAGGAUACCUUGGGCACUCACACUCUGGGGAAGUUCCCCACCCAGCCUCAGAGAGACUCCUUAGCAGAAACACAAAUUCCUGUAAAGGCCCUUGAAAUUCAUAAACCAACCAAAGCAUUAUUACUAGAAAAUCAAGAUCGCUUUUCUGCCUAUGAUAACGUAUCUGGAUUAGUUCGAAGUAAUACAAUGUGCACUACUGGAAGUAUUAAAACUGUAUUUGAGCAACCCUGGGAUAGCUCAUUAUGGGAUGCCUUAUUAACAAUGGAUAGAACUACACACUCUGAACAACCUAGUAGUGACCAUCAUAGUGAUAUCUAUGUGUCAGCUAGUGAACAAAAUUGGCCAAAUUCAAUGCCAAUGGACGACAUUGGGAUCCAUGAUGCAGAAACUCCACGAAUCAGCUCAAUGUGUCCAUCUAUUGACUCCAGGUGCAAUGAAACUUUCGAUAGCAUGAGUGUAAACUCUGAACAUAUUUUCGAUUUAGAACUUAGUAAGGAAGUAACAAUGUCUGAACAAACUCAACAGAAGCCAUCAGUUUCUGAUACUCCAAAGGAAAGUAGCCAGGGAGUGGAGCUGAACAGUCGCCUCUCAAUAGCAUCAGAUCAAUCAAUUGAUAACAAAACACCUGUUAAGCAAAUCAAAGACUUAAACAGUAGUAGCACAUCUAUCUCAACUGAGUAUGAAAACAACAUGCUCAAUGAGAAGAAGAAGAACAGGCUAAGUGUAAUAAGUGGCAACUUUAAGGAUAUGAUCCUCCCAUUGUUAUCCACACCCAGGUUGAUCAGUCUAAAAACAAGAAAUCGGGAACCAGGCGUGAGAAUCAGAGACUAUAUAUCAAAACUUGCAGUAGACAAAAAGACUACUUUUGGUAGUACAGUGGAGAACUUCAUUCAGUGUACAAGAGACAGCACGGAGACUAACCCUAGUGUCGUGGUGAGGAACAUACGCCAGUUUAUGAAUGGGAUUAAGAACUACUUGGUGAAACAUGGGGAAGGUCAGCUAGAGGAGGUCAUUGAGAGGGAAAGAACAAAGUUGAAAUCUGAUGAGUUUCUGAACAUUGAUGUUCUCUUAGAGGGUGCCCUACAUCGCUGUGUAGUUAAGCCACUUAAAGAUCACAUUUACAGACUUUACAACAGUGAUUACAACAAGAAUGGUAAUUUGUCCCUGAUGUCAGCCAAUAUUAACUUUGCUAAAAGUAAGACUGCUGAGGAGAUAGGUGUUAAGGCAGGUCUCAACCCACCCCCUCCCAGCACAAUGGACGUGAUAAAACAUUUCUUCAGUAAAAUGCAACGAGCCUAUUCUCCAGUGAAGAAAUUGGAAAAUCUUCUUGGUGCAACAUCUGCAAUAUACAACAAUGUGCAAGAAAAUAACAGUGGAAGACAGGCAUCAUCAAUGGGAGCAGAUGAUUUCCUGCCUAUGUUCAUCUAUGUGCUAGUCCAGUGUGGUAUGGUAAUGGCUGAGGUGGAGGCUGACUACAUGUGGGGUCUCCUGCACCCAUCUGUCCUGAAUGGGGAGGGGGGCUACUACCUAACUACCCUUAGUAGUGCAGUUCAUGUCCUGAAGAACUUCCAUGAAACUGCAAGCAGCCAACCUGCUUCUCUAGAGUUGAGCAAAGCCAGGAGCAACACACUUACAGAGCAGCAGGGGUUCAUCCGUGUUGCCAUGCCUGAUGAGUUCAAUGACAGCAUCAAGACUAAGACUCUCCCUGUAAGACCAAACAUGACAACCAAAGAAGUCUGCAACAUGAUAGCUCACAAGUUCAAAAUCAUCAAUGCCAAUGACUAUGCCCUCUAUUCACUCAUCAAUAAUACAGAAACCAAACUCCUGGAUAACCAGUGGCCAAACACUAUUAAGAUUGAUGCAAUGGUGGAAAAUAAUGACUGUGUAUUUGUCUACAAAAGAGAUGCGAAAUUUGCCUGGCCUACUAUGUUUACAACAUAAAAUAACCAGACAGUUAUUAUGCUAAGAAGCCACAACAGCCAUCUAAUAAAGAUGACAACAGAAUAAAUUAUGUGUACUCCGAAAAGUCUGUUAACUUGGAGAUCAUAAUGAAAUGCUCAAUAGUAGUAGCCUGGAUAUAUAUGACUUUAGGUCAAUACUAAUGUUGUUAGGGCUACUACAUGUAUCUGGUCCUUGAACAUUGAUGUGCCAAAAUUAGGAAGAGGCUCAAUAUUUCAGCUCUGAUGAAUCAACACAUAAUACUGAAUGAUCUUAGAAAUUGCUCAUUACACAUUAUUGUUAAGUAGGUAGACAUAGUUUUUAGGACACGUUUUGCUCACACUAUUUCACACUAUUGGCACACUGUAACACCUGUUACCAUGGCAACUUGAGAAGUAUUUGUCUAAUUGACUUAGUUAAGACAUACUAUGUAUGUUUUAAAGCGUUUCUAUUUACUUUGCCAUUAUGGCAAUGAAAUCACAAAUUGAUUGUGUAAUAUUAUGCAAGUAGGGGGUGUGAAAUCUGUUAUUGAAGAGUAGAGCCAAAAUAUCAUGGCAGGCAUGUGUUAUAAUGAGCUUGUACAAAGUGAAACAAACAAGAAACAGUCACAUAUUCAAACUGCAAAAAAGCAGAUAAUGAAGUAUAUCAGGUUUAAAGAGGGUAACAUGCAACAUAUGUACCACUAUGACAGGUGCUAUCUGUUGAUGAUUCAUUUUUGGAGUUUUUGCUCUUUUGUCAUUUUUUGAAAUGAACCAUUUCUUGAGCUCAACAUAAUUUGAUUGCAACAUAUGUAACCACUCUGACAGGUGCUAUCUGUUGACUGCCACAAAGUUCAUUGUUAGAGAUUUUGCAAUUUCAUA